Coffea arabica (coffee) is the source of this 2409-nucleotide messenger RNA. RefSeq lists its product as uncharacterized. Gene Ontology annotation, biological process: protein folding. The record is from RefSeq and is a predicted model, not a curated record. Lineage: Eukaryota; Viridiplantae; Streptophyta; Magnoliopsida; Gentianales; Rubiaceae. Gene Ontology annotation, molecular function: ATP hydrolysis activity; RNA-DNA hybrid ribonuclease activity; ATP-dependent protein folding chaperone.
AUGAGCGUGGAUAGUGCCCCGGGUCCGGAUGGGUUUGGCAUGGGAUUCUACCAAUCAUGCUGGGACAUCAUUAAAGUUGAUUUGUUGGCUAGUAUUCAUGAUUACUUCAAGGGAGUGGCGCAGCCCAGGGGCUGGUCUAGUUCUCUACUAGUGUUGUUACCAAAGGUGGAUGGUGCAUCUCAGUGGCAGCAUUUCAGGCCAAUUAGUCUAUGCAAUGUCUCGCCCAAGACCAUUUCCAAGAUCCUGACCAAGAGGUUGAAUACGUUGUUGCCAGCAUUGAUUUCUCCUUGGCAGACGGGGUUUGUCCCUGGUAGAGAGAUUUGCGAUAACAUUCUGCUUGCCCAAGAACUGGUUUUUGACCUAGACCGCCGACUCACUUGCCCCAAUCUGAUUCUUAAAUUGGAUAUGGAGAAGGCAUACGAUCGGGGGCCUCCAUCACCCAGGUGCUUCUAUAUGUCGGCAGGAUCCCGGGUCCCAUAUUUGUCAUUUGCCGACGACAUGAUUAUUUUCAUGAGGAGCUCGGCUGAGCCAUUAUCUGCCAUCCGUCAUUUCUUGACCUCCUACCAAGCUAUGUCAAGGCAGAAAGUGAAUGAGCUCUUCAUCCGGCUGGUGCCCGAUAAGGUCAACAAAACUCUCUCCCUCAUCGACAGCGGCGUUGGCAUGACCAAAGCAGAUUUGGUGAACAAUUUGGGGACAAUUGCAAGGUCUGGUACAAAGGAGUUUAUGGAGGCGUCGCAGGCAGGGGCUGAUGUGAGCAUGAUUGGACAAUUUGGUGUUGGAUUCUGUUCUGCGUACACCACACUUCACCAGAAUUCACCGUCCCGCCUGCAGAUUUUCACCGAGCAAAAUCACGGGGUGCAACAGGCAGGUUGGUGUGUAUCAUUUUCGAUAGACUUCUGGCAAAAGUUCGAGCUCAUCUGUUCCACUGGAGCUCUAAACUGCUCAGCGCAAGGGGUUCGCUCCCCACCAAAGGGGGUGCUGGUGGCUUUAGGUAGAAUAUGCAAUUCCUUUUUAUGGGAUCAAAAUGCUAAUGCACGGCGGCUUCACUGGUGUGCUUGGGAGAAGCUAUGCUUUCCUCUACAGGAAGGGGGCUUAAGGGUCAGGUCGUUUGCUGAGAUGUCGCGAGCCUUUUCAUGUAAGCUCUGGUGGAGGCUGUGGGGGCAUAACUCCAGUUCGGAUGAAUUUAUGCACACAAAGUACAUUCGGAGGGCUCAUCCCGCGAGCGUGGUUGUGGAGCGAGCUCCCUUUCCUUGGCGGCGCUUGAACGAGGUCAGGGGUUUUGUUGAGGGUAACACUAGGUGGUGUUUAGGGGAGGGCAUGCUAGACUUUUGGCUUGAUAUUUGGUGUGGCGACCAACCGCUGGCGUCCCGCUUGGGCUUUCUGGAUCCACCCUAUCUAUUAGUUGGUGAGUUUUAUUCCCUGGAUGGAUGGAAUGUUCCUCGUUUACGGGAAUGGGUACCACAGUCUCUACUUACAGAAAUAUUGGAAAUCCCUUUUGACCCAUCCCAGAAAGAUAGGAGGGUAUGGGGGCUAAGUUCAUCAAGUGAAUUCUCGGUGUCCUCGGCAUGGGAGGCUCUGCGCCAAAAACGGAAUAUCUCCUUAGUGGAUAAAUUUAUUUGGGACCCAGUCAUUCCGGGGAAAAUUUCAUUCUUUUCAUGGCGGCUAGUGUGCAAGUGGGUUCCGAUUGACUGUGUUGUACAGCAAAAAGGGGUUGCUCUGGCGUCCUGUUGUGGUUACUGCCUGCAGGCGUCUGAGUCCUUUAAUCAUGUGUUUCUUACUGGACCAGUUGCGGCAGCUGUCUGGAGGUUGGUCCAGGCCAUAUUCGAGUUAUUCUACCGCUACUUGUCCUCUGGUUCCUCUGGAAGGGUGGUUCGCUGGCUCAAAUCAACGCCGCCUUGUGUGAAGCUCAACACGGAUGAUUGCGUCGCUGUGGGUGGGGCUGCUAGUGGGGGCUUGGUUCGUGAUUCGGAAGGUGAUUUAGUCUUCGCAUUCUACAAGGAGUUUGGAGAGGUGGAUAUGUUGACCGCGGAAGCACUUUCUCUGCAGGUUGGGUUAACACAUUGCCAAGCGCGUGGCGUGCAACAGUUGACGGUCGAGGUGGAUAAUAGGAGCUUGGUCCGGGUAAUUCAGAGAUAUCGUCUUCUGCUUAGGGAAGUGCGGGCAACCGUCCAGUUCAUCUAUAGGGAGGGCAAUUUGCCCGCGGAUGCCCUUGUUGCAGCCCGGUUGGGCUGUGACGGGUACUCUAUAAACAUGUCUCAAACUCAUGCGACAAGUGACCCUUAUGACAUGAAACAUGUUCUUGAAGCAUUAACAGGCGCCAUUGAUCGCAUGGCUCAGAGAAUUGAUACACUGGAGGAUAAGGUGGAGCAAUCAACCCUAGGCAAGAAUGCCUCCAAGAGACAACCAUAA